AAUGCUUAAACUCAUCUGCUGUGUGAUCCCUCUAAAAAUCGCCCCACCAGUCAGCUCCUUGUAACGUGCGAGGCUGCAUUCACUCCCCUACUCUCGGCUCGUCUCCCUCUCCGCCUGCGCAAUGUAUUAAUGAAGAGCCCGUAAAGUGUUAAAUGUUUGAAAUACAAAACCGCCGAAUUUCACAUGCUGAAAAAGGACUCCGCUACUCGUGCGCGCGGCACUGGUGUGUCUGUGCAAUAGACUGCAAAGAAAAACUACUCUCAUACGCCUGCAAGUCCGCCGCUGCAAAAAGGACGCUGAAAAUAUAUUUUUCAGUUUCAAGACAAACGCUUAAAAAUCAAACUGGCUCACGUUCUUCCAAACCAGCCCAGUUUGACAGCUGCUCUUCACCCCACUUGGAGGACUGUCAGCAGCAGCAAGAGGAUGGCAUCAGAGCUGGCAAUGAGCAACUCCGACCUGCCCACCAGUCCCCUGGCCAUGGAAUAUGUUAAUGACUUCGAUCUGAUGAAGUUUGAAGUGAAAAAGGAGCCGGUGGAGCCCGAUCGCAACAUCAGCCAGUGCAGUCGCCUUAUCGCCGGGGGAUCCUUGUCUUCCACCCCGAUGAGCACGCCGUGCAGCUCGGUGCCCCCUUCCCCAAGCUUCUCGGCGCCCAGUCCGGGCUCGGGGAGCGAACAGAAGGCACACAUAGAGGAUUUCUACUGGAUGUCCGGUUAUCAACAGCAGUUGAAUCCAGAGGCGCUGGGCUUCAGCCCCGAAGACGCAGUCGAGGCGCUGAUCAACAGCAGUCACCAGCUCCAGUCUUUCGAUGGCUAUGCCAGGGGCCAGCAGUUUGCUGGCGCAGCCGGAGCAGGAGGCACCAUGGCCGGGGAAGAGAUGGGGUCCGCCGCAGCGGUGGUUUCGGCAGUUAUCGCUGCUGCAGCGGCUCAGAAUGGGGGACAACACCACCACCACCAUCACCACCACAGCAACCAUCACCAAGCACCUGGCUCACAGUCCAACGGCACUUCUGGGACAAUUCACCCACACAUGCGCUUGGAUGACCGGUUUUCAGACGACCAGCUGGUCACCAUGUCAGUGCGCGAGCUCAACCGGCAGCUACGGGGGGUCAGCAAGGAAGAAGUGAUCAGAUUGAAACAGAAGAGGAGGACCCUAAAGAACAGAGGCUACGCACAGUCCUGCCGGUACAAGCGGGUCCAGCAGCGGCACGUCCUGGAGGGGGAGAAGACGCAUCUCAUCCAGCAGGUCGAUCACCUAAAGCAGGAGAUCUCCAGGCUGGUCCGGGAGAGGGACGCGUACAAAGAAAAGUAUGAGAAGCUCAUCAGCAACGGCUUCAGAGAAAAUGGAUCCAGCAGCGACAACAACCCUUCAUCCCCAGAAUUUUUCAUGUCAUCGAGAAAAUUCCUCCAUCUGUGAUUUCAAGCCCCUAUCCCCGUGCCCUUGGCUCUCUGAGAUAACCGAAAUGACUAAGCAGCGAUGACUUCAGAGUGGGUGACCAAUCGCACGAAGACCCCUACAAAGCACAACAUUCAAAAAUGACUUCACUGAAGACAAAAGACAAGACCUGCUAAAAUUCCCUCGAAAUUCCUACACUGAAAUUCUUGAAAGCCUCUUACAACUCCUGAGUCCCUUCCUAAUAUUUUACCUCCAGCUUUUUUCUAAAAAAACACAAAAAAACAACAAAAAGCCCAGAGAGACUUAUGCGACGGUUGACAAUGUCAGGUCAAUACAUUGGAAGGACUAUUUUCUCUUUGGCGGGAAGAGCAUUGAUGCAUGCCUCUGUAAAUAGAUCAUAAUAAAAUCCUAUUGUUAUUCCUAAGAUAGGAAACAUACCAAGCCACUCUCACCAACUUCUUAAACCUUCAUGACUGUGGAUAGAGUACUCAUGGUUCAAUAUUUUCCUUAUAGAGUCAGUAUUCUUCUUACCUCGUCAGAGACCAUGCAUUUAUCAUUUUGAACAUAAUGUAUCGACUCUUGUGAGUUAUCUGGACUGUAAAAAUGGUACUUCUUAUUCUUCUUAUUCUCCUUACAUAACUAGUCUUCCUCUCCAUUAUCCACACUAGUACAUGUAAAUAGAGAUAGAUGAAGACAACAGCAUGGAACAGACUAUAGUGUAUAUUUACCAUUACCCUAGUACUUCAGAAAUAUCAGUAUGUGGAUAUUUCAGACAAGCUUUUUAAAAAGGUAAAAAUACUUAAACUUGUUUUCUGAUAGUUUAAGAGGAAGUACCAGGUAUCUGGACACCUUCCAGUGUAUUUAAAUAUACACAAAAACACAAUAGCUUUAGGUAAUAUUAUUUGAAUAUCUUAUUAGGAUUAUAAGACAGCAGUUUCUUUAUCAUCCAUCAGAUCUAUCAGGAAACAAACAGUCAAACUGAAGAAAAAGGCAAUUGAAAACAAGUCUACUUUGGCACAAGUUAAUGUUUGUAUUUUAUAAUGUUAUUUUAUUGUAUUAUUUAAACUCCCCCCAUGUACCUACUUACUUAUUAUUUUCCAUCUCAAUAAUUGACUGUAUGUGGGUGGUAACUGCUGUUGGGAAACUGCCGACAGCCUAAGAGCCACUUUUUUUUUUUGCGUUGUUUCAAACAGUGGUCCAAUCUCGAGCCUCCUACGAGGAAAAUAAAGCCUCACUGUUUGGAUGGUAGACAUGAGAACUCUGAUCUAUGUCUUCUAUGGACUACAACGAUUAACCAAAUGAACUGAAAGAAAGAAAUGCCAAGCCAAUGAAGAGACAACCUCGAAGGUGACUCCGUCGCUGAUGAAGACUAAAAACCUUUGCAUGGACAACAGGGAAAUUACUAGGUUGUUGAACACCUCAUAUCCACCAUUGUGCAUCCUCUACCUCUCAGUAAUUUUUUGCUCCUAGGAAAUCAACUGAUCAGUGACCCCCCCCAUUGUCCCCACAGUUUUCUUCUCCUCUACAUGUCCCCAAAGGCUUCUGAUGAAAGUGUCCAUUCAUCUGAUGGACACGAGUAGCAAUCUGGGAAAAACAAAAGACACUAGUUCACUUUGCCACAAACACACUCACACAUAUGAGCGCAUGCAUACAGAUGCACAAUCAUACACUGCACCACUCAAGUAUUUUUGCUGUAUAUAUGUACAGUAUAUCCACUAUGUACUGUAUAGUCUCUGAUGCUGUUCUUUGCAUGUUGACUUGUAGAUGGAUUGUUAUUCCUAGAAGAGGUUGUGCAGAUAGGCCUAGUCACUGGAUUAUAUUCUCUUACUUUGAUUUGAGUAAAACAAUAGCAACAUGACAGACAUUGGUUUUACCACCCCCGGUCCUGUUGUAAAUGGUCCUUUUCAGCUAAACAGAAUUGCUGAUAGAUUUCAAACUCUUUGAAGGAACCUCACCUUUGAUGUGAGACAGAACCUUGCUACUGUGAAAGAGGGUAGGAAAAGAGGAGGGAAGGCCAACUGGGGCGGUCCAAUUAAGUGGCAGCACACAAAGUGGCACGGGGCAUCGUGCCAGCAACUGUCUAUUCAUCCUAUGUCAAAGGGAUUUGCACAUCGCAAUGAGUCUACGUACUGCCAGAGAAGUCCGAGUUCAGAGCAGAGAAAGGAAGAGAGACUUUGGAGAAAGUGUAGGCGAAAAUAAACUUUUCUGACCAAAAUGUGAGGUUGUACUGAGCUCGUGUUGAAGUACUUCCCUGGUCUGUCCACCUAAAGAAUAUUCUUCUUUGAGAGUUCAAUAACCCCUUAACCUCAAAGUGUUACUCCGCUAUGCAGCUCUCUGGGUUGGCAUGACCUCACGUCCUGUCUGAGGUUAACUCUGUGUUAAUGAGCAUGGCCAUCAGCUCAACCAGAUGUUUCGCCCUGUGGUUGAAUACUUCUAUCCCAGUGGUUCUUCAAUGCCUGCGCACAACAGCUGUACUCUUUCAUGGACACAGCUCCACCAACAACUUCAUGUGCGAAACUCUGUCUAACAGGUUUUCAGUGAAUCAAAUCAAACUGAUUAAAAUCCAUUCAAUGCACACUAAAUUGUCGUUUCAGCAAAAUACAGGUGCCGUUUAUAUGAGGGAAUCUUAAUUCAAAUACUGUCAAAGUACACUGAAUCACAUAAGGGUAUUUACAGUCAACAUGUAAACAAACUUGAAAUUAGGACUUAUGACUUAGCAGUGAUUAGUUAAAGAAGAUUUAAAAUACAGGAAGGAUGAAGAUGUCACUCAAACACGUGACGUUGUAUGUGGUAGGAAACGAGACAUUGAGCAAGUGCUGAUCUUCUCUGAGCCUCAAGGAUUUUUACUUUCUGAGAAAUCAAACAAAUCUGCAUUUCUGCGCAGAUGCAUGCAAUGUAUGACAGGCUGAUUUGCUUUUCUCUGCUUUUGAAUACAAAUACUGCUUUGUUCUGUCCUGAUAAUCAGGCAGCAUGUCACAUCUAUCUGACAAUGACCAGGGUCAGCACAUGUACAUAAACAUGAAGAGAUGUGUGUUCACUGGCCUUGCCUUUUCUCUCACACACACACACAAACACAACAGACACACAUACUCACGGACUCACAGUCACACCAUACUAAUCUAAACAGCAAGGCUGUAUGUAAACAGAUCGUGGACAUAAUGGGAUUGUUCAGUGUGCAAACAAUAAGCUGUUAGCGUAAUCACAGGUCAAAGAUAUAUUACCCAGAGGGCCACGCUGUAGGUAUAUUAACAUGAUGGAUAUGUGAAAGAGAGGAGGGGGCAGGGACACGACAGAUAUAAAGCGCUAACGCCUGAGAUAUACCCCCUAUUGGGCCCCAUCCGCUUCCUUUCCCUCCUCUACCUCCUUCGUAAGGGCCCCCAGUUAAUCAGCCUUGCUAAUUCUCUUCUUGGUCCUUCCCCAAUUCAUCCACCUCCUUCUAAGACCCUAACUUUCUAUCUUUAUUUUUGAUUUCUGCUACAAUACCUCCACCCUUUCAUUUUCUACUUUCAUUCUGUCCAUCCUCUUUUUCUGCACCAAAGCCUUGAUUUUGGAUUAAAGAAAAGAGGGUCUGAGUGAGUGAAUGUGGUUGGAUGAGAGAGAAAUAUACAAUUUUGUGGCAAGUUAUAGUUAUAGAACAAUGGGACAAAUAGAAUAGCAGCUUCAUAUUUGUUAGAGAUGAAUCUAUAAAAGCAUUAUCUGCACUGCUGAAAGUAACAUGUGUGUGUGCCUCAAGGAGUAUGCAGGUGCCAUGUCAGCCAAGAUAAAUCCUGCGUAGCUUACUCCAUUGCACAUACAGCUUAUUAACUUAUCUCCGCUUUAUUUGAUUACCAUCUAGCCCAUUCUCUCAACUGGUUAAUAAGUCUAUGUACUCCUGACUAAACACUCCAUUAGUGUCAUCACUGGAUAGCUUGUGUGUGCGUACUGCAAAUGUAUGUGGACCACUGAGAGAGACACACAUUAGAGACAAGUAACAGAGUAAAUAAAGAGGUGGAGGUACACUGGGGAGAAAAACAACCUACCUGUAAGACAAAAGGAGCAGAAGUGGCUAGUCUGAUGAUGACAAUCAAGACCCUCUGCCUCACUGAUGUGUGUCUUAAUAUGUGGUUAAGGGAUUGUGUAUGGACAACCAAUAUAAAAUACAAUAAUUAAAAGCUCAAAAAGAUUAACUUCACAUUGCAAAAUAGAGUUUGAAGGAGCUGUUUAAAAAGACUUGUUCAUUUCUUCACUCACACAAUGUAAAGCGUCUUCCAGUUUGAGCACUUCUACGGCUGGUAUGGACAUGAAACUCUCCUCCUUUGAUAAAAAAAAUAGAAGCCAAUGUACAUACAAUCUUAAAGGGAGAUGUUAACCUUGACCAUGUGCCUUUCAGCAAAUGACAUCCAAUCCCCAAGCCUAGAAUUCUGCCACAUACACUGCUAAGAGGAAAACAACUUCAGUUGGCAGUAUUGCAAAAACUGAAAUUACAAUAUACUGCUGGAAAAAACUCAAACCCUUGAUUAGUAAGAAUCUGGAUAUGGUAAAAAGGGAAAUUCCAACCAGAAGCUCCUCUUUCUUACCAGCUCUAUUGUGUAAAAACACAUAUGCACACACAAAUCCAUGCUCACUCUGUCACACACAUGCCCCCACACACAGACCCACAGACACACUCCUGUCACUAUGUAUGUCUGUGUCUGGUGGGGUGUCAUGAUUAACAGUGACCUCAAGACAGACAUGGUUGGGGUACUUGGAAUGGGGUCAAAGGGGAUUACAGUGAGGCAACCAGUGUCAACUGCUCUGCUUUAAUCCUGAACUCUUGAAAAAUGAUUCACUUGAAUGAGCUUGACAUAUCGUGUGUACAUCCUGACAUUACUCACAGAAUUAUUGACUUGUUUGGGUAUUUUGAUACAAAAAAAAAACCUUUUUGAAAUUUAGCAUUUAAUGCAGCAUGGAUUUGGAUGUCAGAGAAAGAGUGGAUGAGGGUUGUUCUAAUAGCCAGACAGCAGCAAAGACGGAGCAGACCUCCUUAUGUCACAAAGCUAAUGACAGGGAUGAAUAAUACAGUCCUUAAAGCCCUAACUCCCACCUCAUUGUGGCCCACACAUAAGCUUGUGCUCUGGGUGAGCAGUUAGCCAUCAAGCCCCUCACUGAGAUGAGAUGGGCUCCCAAGAAGAUUUGUAGGGGGUUUGGAGAGAAUCGGAUUAACCAAAAUGCCUCAAUUGGAGUAUAUGCUCUGGGCUGGCCUCAGUGUAAUACCAUUUAUAAAUGCUUUAAACCAAAUCUUAAGCAUCUGAUCAAGUAAUGGAGGAAAACCCAUCCUUUUAGCAACAAUUAGCUGUAGUGAAAUAGCUCAAAAAUUCACUCAAACGGGUUCGUGUGAGUAUAAAAAAAAAAAAAAAACAACAACACAUUUGUCAUAAGCAAUAGGGACUUUUACAAAUAUCUAGUUGCCACUUUGGAAAUAAAUAAACAGGGAAAUAAUAUAUCGCCAGAAGCUGUGGACAGGUGGCAUUUCAGCCUGUGCACCGUUUAGCUGUGCAGUCUGGUUUCUGACAGCUUGAUUUAGUCUCCUGCACCUGAGCCAAAAAAGAACGAAAAUUAACGGCAGCAAAAACAACUUAACUAGAUUCCCAUUUAUCUGCUUUGAAAAUACAAUGGAUGAAGAUAAUGUGAGAGGAAAACACAGUGGACUUCCUGAUAGCUGUACCAGGCUUAUUGUGAUUGUGCAAAGACUUAGUGCAUACUUAUGGAGGGUCAGGUACAAAGGGAAGAAAGAAAGACCAUAGCAUUGAUUUGAUUUAAGCUUACCGAGCCAUCUGAGCCUGGUUAUGCUUUGGGGGGACAUUAGGGUUUGUCUUUGGGGUGUAAAAUGGAGAUUAAAGUGGCUCAAGGGGAGAUGCUAGGAUGCAUGCUGUCCCCCCUGCUGUGAACAGGGUGUAAUCCUUCAGUUUCAGAGAAGUGAAAAGUUUGCAGAGUCCAGAAAGUUACACAUACAUCCCUUCUGGGCCCCCUACAGAGCAGAGAGUGUGAGACAGCAGGGGAUAACCAUAUGCUAUCAAAGUGUUCUUCAAAGCUCCUGUCUUUUGCCCACUAAAUUAUACAGUAUCAUCACAUAUACCUGACAAAAAUAGUACAACAAUAAUAACACAGCUCAACGCACUAACAGAAAAGAAGCAAUGCAUUCUUUAUAAAAAUGUUUUAAGAUGUGUUGGCUUUGAACUCUAAAUGUGCAUUUUAAAAAUGUAUCUCCUUGGAUCAAUUUAAUGAAACUUUGUUCAAAAUAAAGCCAUGUCCCAACUGUGGGGGCCAGCUCAUGAUUUUGUGUUUACACACUUUUAAAAUACUGUGGACAAAAAAUAAUAAUUAUGAUUCCUAUUACAAAUAACGCCUUCUCCGUGACCAGAGGUUUAUCAUGCUAGCCCCUCAUUUCAAUUGUACUGUAGUAAAUGUCCACAUUAUUUCCCGCAAGGGCCUGGAUGAGGGGUUUGAUCACCAAGGUAGGCCUUGGUUGGCUCUGUUAUUGUCAGAGGGAUCGUAACCUCCAGUAACGGCUUCUGGGGUCUUAUUGCUAUGGCGAUCAGCCCCUUGCUACUUGGCCUCUGUGACCCCAGUCAGAGAUAAGCUUUAUGGGAAAGCACAUUAACAUGCUCCUGCGGUCACCUCCCCCUUUAUCAGCGGCAGUUUUGUGAAAUCAAGUGUUUAUGGACCCCCAGUGAGGGUAUAGUGCUGCUGAUUGCCUUUAUUAGAGGUUGAGUGUAAAUGAGCUGGAUGUGGACAAAGGACCUGUAGUACAGGGGAAAAUUGAGGUUGCAAUAAUGAUGUUAAUCUCAAUAAAUGAGCAAUAUCUUUAAUGAGUUCAACAUAAAAAAAAAAACUGUCUGAGGUCUAAAUAUAUCCAUGUCUUCCAUUCUUUCUACAAAAACCAACACAAAUGUAACAGAUCUCAAAUAUGCAGAUAUUAUGUAGCAUUUUAUAUUGGGAGGUUUUUUUAAGCUCUGUUAGCCCUACUGUGUAAGUUAAAUAAAUGUCUUCCUCUUUGUGUUACACUGAUCCUGUUUACUAAGUUGUCCAAUGGUUUAAUUGUGUUUGUUUUUUUUCUUGCAAAUGUGUUAUGUUGAUAUGGACAUUUUCUUUGGCUAUGAAUGACACUACGAUAAAAAUAUACAUAAAAAUACUGAGGUGUCAGUAGUGUGCGCCUGCUUACAGCCUGAUCACUAGUGAAAGAUCCUUUCAGUAUGUCUGUAAUGAUGGAUGGUGAUAGCCCUGUGUCUUUGUACACAUCAGGGGGCCCUACUGUUGUCAGUGGACAGAUAGAGGGAGCGAGAAAGAGAGAGAUGUAGCCGCAGCUUAAUGUCCUUCUCUGGUGCUGUGCAUGCUCUUUCCUAUUUGCUUUUCCCUUCACGGGACGGUUAACAUCGUAAAUUAACCUUUCCAAGCCCCCUGUGCUCAGAGACUAGUGCGCAAUAUAGACAAAAGAAAAAAAAUAAUCUGUGUUAUGCAAUGCACAGUAGCACUGGUCAGAAACAUAGCCUGUUACAGAAUUGAGCUGUUCUUUUUUCUGUGGCACAGAAUAAAACAACACACUUUGUUCAGUCAAGCAAACAUUCUAUUUUAUGUGCAUGUCCUGUGUACUCUGCAAAUCAGUAUGAGGCUGCUUUUUGUUCUCCAUCCAAGAAAUGUAAAUGACUCACAUGAAAGAAAUGUAUUGUAGGCCCUUUUCUUCUUAGUCUGUAAAUAGGAUGUAUAUAACAAACAGCUAUGCAUGCUAAUAUACAAGCAAUUUGUUCAGGUACUUUUGUAAUCCAGACUUCUCAUAUGGCAUGUAAUGAUGAAAAAAAUCAAACAUGGAAAAACAUAACAAAUUGUGAACACGGAUAUGGUUUGUAAACAACUGGAAAAUAUUUGUCUUUGCUGUUAAUGUUUUCUUACUGAUAACUAAUGCAUUGGCCUGCCAUUUACUACAGUGCUCUGCUUAUGUUACUUGUUUUUUUAUGUUUCAUAAAGGUAGGGCUGAGGCAAAGAGGACCAUAAAUCCCUGAUUUGUGGAAUAGUCUGGUUGCGUAAUAAGCGAUGAGGGAAAGGAUGGCCGUCGGACCAUUCUCUUUGUAGUUUUUUCAUUGCCAUUGCACGUUCACAUGCAUACACUUGAUGAUUAAUUACACAUCCUUAGUGUCUAACACAACCAAUAAAAUGCCAUGGCAAAAAUGUUGCUUAAAAGCAGUAGAAAAUGGGCUGACAUUUCAGUAACCUCACCAAAAAGACGUAUCACCAGCUUUAAAGUAUGCCAUUAUUUCAAAUUGGCAUACAUUUGUUUCUAAUAAAUAAUGCAAAGCCAUUAAACAAACUGGUACAACAUGAAAUUGACUCAUUCCAAAUUCUCUAAGUCAUGAUAUGAAAGGGAUAGACAAAACCUUUUUUUUUUUCUUCCUAUUUAUAAAACCACGUGUCAAGUCAAAAUGAUUAUGCCAAAUUUGCCUCUGCCCUAGCAACUCUAAUGUGGCAUUUAUUAAGAUAUUAAUGGAGAAAGUGAGGAGAAAUCUGUUGGUUUCUGAGAGUGUUUAUUUUCAACCAUGCUAAAACCAUGUCAAAUCCCGAGGCGCUCAUGGUAGAUGGAAGUGUCUAAUUUUUAAC
This is a messenger RNA of Eleginops maclovinus (Patagonian blennie), 9999 nucleotides long. RefSeq names its product MAF bZIP transcription factor a (gene mafa). Lineage: Eukaryota; Metazoa; Chordata; Actinopteri; Perciformes; Eleginopidae. Bases 424 to 1413 code for a protein of 329 amino acids. The transcript has 3 exons. Gene Ontology annotation, molecular function: DNA-binding transcription factor activity, RNA polymerase II-specific; RNA polymerase II cis-regulatory region sequence-specific DNA binding. Gene Ontology annotation, biological process: regulation of transcription by RNA polymerase II. Gene Ontology annotation, cellular component: nucleus. The record is from RefSeq and is a predicted model, not a curated record.